Fulvia fulva is the source of this 1149-nucleotide messenger RNA. RefSeq lists its product as uncharacterized. The record is from RefSeq and is a predicted model, not a curated record. Lineage: Eukaryota; Fungi; Ascomycota; Dothideomycetes; Mycosphaerellales; Mycosphaerellaceae. The coding region runs from base 1 to 1149 and encodes 382 amino acids. The transcript has a single exon.
AUGCUAGGCGUCCUAUUCUCGAAGAGCAAUGCCAAGCCUGUGUAUCCUGGCGCUUAUACUGGAGGCCCGGCUCGUGCCUCAACCUUCAACUCGCAGCAGGCCUUCGAGGACAAGAUCGAGGCAUUACCGGCACCACUGUCGCUCGCAGUGCCCGCCAUAGCGACGAUCCCGGCCAAAGCCAAGGUCCGCCCGAACGAUGUUGAAGCACAGCAGGCUGGCUUUCGUCCUGCGAAUGUGUCACCUUCAGUACCAGGCGCUGUGCCGUUGAAUGCGGCCGCAAAGCAAGAUGUCAAGACUAGCACUGCCGCAAUUCCUGUGAUCACAAUCACUGGUGAUGAUAGUGCGAGCGAUUCGACUACCGUUGUGCCGGAUUCGGUGUCCGUUGGGGAUGUCGAAGAGAAAGAAAGUUAUGAUUUCCUCGUCAACGAUGGCAGGUGGCAUCACAAGCCACACGUAUACGAAUACAACAAAGCGUCAGCCAGAUUGUUACAGACUGCGAAGCCUAACCUGUUCGGCACUAUCUGCCAGAAAGACCGCAGUCGGCCAAAGAAGUGCGUCCUCAACGUGGCAACCAUGCAAGCGAUUGUCAUCAGAACCUACCAAAGGGAAAUCGUCGAAGCUGGCCGGGAGAUGACGGACGGCAAGACGAGCGUGCUUCUCCCGCAGCUUCUGCACAAGUACUGCGAUGCUUUACGCGACAUGGACUAUAUGCAAGAGAAAGCUGCUAAUGGCUUCGAGGACGACCCUUUUUUACUGAUGACCUCUAAGCAGAUGGAGAAAGAUCUCAUGGAAGACUACGGCCUCGUACCUGAUUUUGUGGAUCCACGUGGCGAUUUGCCCACAGCUCAUGACUCUGCCGAUCCAAGACUGCCUGGCAUCGGCCGAACAGAUCGUCUGCACCGCGCACAGCUCGAGAACAAAUACCACAAGCUGUAUAGCGUACUUGGUGGCGGCCUGGCGUUGAUCAUCCCGAUGGUCAUAAUGCGCUUGGAGCCCGGCAAAGUGAGCUGCUUGGUAACAACCUGCGGAUGCGUGGCCAUCUUUUCCCUGGCUAUCGCCUUCCGCAGCGACAUGAGACCGAACGAGAUCCUGGCAGUCACAGCCGCCUACACAGCAGUCCUCGUCGUCUUCGUCGGCACAACAACUUGA